AUGUCUGUCUUCAAUGGCAGUCAUUAUCAGCCACCCUUCUUCCUUCUUUCAGGAAUCCCAGGGCUGGAGGAUGCUCAUUUCUGGCUCUCCAUCCCAUUGAGCAUAAUGUAUGUGAUUUCUAUCCUGGGGAACAGCAUCAUUAUUCACAUAAUACACAAGAAUCCCAGCCUUCAUGAGCCUCAAUAUGUAUUCUUGUCCAUGUUGGCAGCCUCCGAUACAGGUGUGUCAGCAUCUACACUACCCACAGUACUUAAUGUAUUUCUUCUCAACCACCAAGAAAUCGAGUUUCAUUGCUGCCUGGCCCAGAUGUCCUUCAUCCACACUUUCUCUUCCAUGGAGUCUGCCAUCCUGCUGGCUAUGGCCUUUGACCGCUUUGUGGCCAUACACAACCCACUGCGCUACACUGUGAUCCUCAGCCAGUCCCGCAUUACUCGGAUAGGAUUGGCUGCUCUGGUUCGGGGAGUAGCUCUGAUGGCCCCCUUGCCCAUCCUGCUCAAAAGGCUCCCCUUUUGUAAGAACAUCAUCUUAUCCCACUCAUUCUGCUUCCACCCUGAUGUGAUGAAGCUAGCUUGUGGGUCUAUUCGUGUCAAUAUAAUCUAUGGGUUGGCUUUGGUCCUUUGCUCCUUUGGUGUUGACUCUGUCUUUAUUGUUAUGUCUUAUGCGCUGAUCUUGAAGAUGGUCCUGGGCAUUACGUCUGGGGAGGGACGUCUUAAGGCACUCAACACUUAUGUUUCCCAUAUUCUCACUGUCCUUAUUUUCUAUGUCCCACUUAUUGCCUUAGCCCUAAUCCACAGGAUAGGUAGGUACCAUUCCCUUCUCCCCCAUGUGAUCAUGUCCAAUAUUAUUCUUAUCCUCACACCAGUCCUCAACCCAUUGGUUUAUAGUAUGAAAACAAAACAGAUUAGAAGUGUGCUGUGUAGACUGUUUGCACCUAAGGUAAAAUGA
Carlito syrichta (Philippine tarsier) is the source of this 945-nucleotide messenger RNA. Its product is annotated as olfactory receptor 51I2-like. The record is from RefSeq and is a predicted model, not a curated record. Gene Ontology annotation, molecular function: olfactory receptor activity; G protein-coupled receptor activity. Gene Ontology annotation, cellular component: membrane. Lineage: Eukaryota; Metazoa; Chordata; Mammalia; Primates; Tarsiidae. Gene Ontology annotation, biological process: G protein-coupled receptor signaling pathway. Bases 1 to 945 code for a protein of 314 amino acids. The transcript has a single exon.